Molecule: messenger RNA, 1611 nt
Organism: Acanthosepion pharaonis
Lineage: Eukaryota; Metazoa; Mollusca; Cephalopoda; Sepiida; Sepiidae
Source: the annotation of a GenBank genome assembly
AUGUCUCUGCUUCCUGUUCUGAAGUACAUUCCUCUCCUGCUUUUCAACAUCACUUUCUACACAUCUCUUUCACCAACACACGUACAUUCUCUCUCUUUCCUUUGUCCUUCUCUGCUAUUUCCUCUCUCCCUAAAUUAUCAUUUCUUUCUUUCCUCAUCACCCACCACCACUUGUAAGUUGUUUUCUUUUUCUUCUCAUUUUCUCUUCUAUUUUUCUUUCUAUCCGCCUUCAAUUAUUCGAUCUAUUUUUUCGCUUUCUCACUCUUUCUCUGUCUUUCAUGCUUCUUCACUAUUUCCCCCUCACUAUAUUAUCAUCACUUUCUUUUCUCAUCGCUUUUCUUUUGCUCCUCCUUUUGCGUUGUAUUAUGUGCCACCACUUCUUCUCUGUUUACUUUUGUUUACCAUUCUCUUCCUAUCUCAACACAUUUAUUCUACUUUUACUUCUUCUUCUUUCUGUUUCUCCUUUUUUUCUUUUCAUUUAUACUUUUUUAUCACGCUCUCUCUCUACAUAUAUAAAUAUUUCUUCUUUUUUUCUUCUCCUUGUUCUUAUUUCAUUUUUCUUCUUGUUCUAUUUGUCCCCUUUCUUUUUUUUACCCCCCUCUCUCUACGUAUUUCUUUUUCUUUUCUUUAUUUUCUGCUUCGUUUUCUUCUUUUUUUUUUCAUCGCUACUAAAUUCCUAUCCUCCCUAUUCUCUAAUCCUCUUAUUUACCAUUCUAUCUAUAUCUCUACUCAAUUCUUCUUCUUUUUUUGUUCUAAUAAUUUGUCGACAUUUUUUAUUCUCUCGUUUCUCCUUGCUAAUUUCUUCGUCCCAUUAAUUUCGUCUUUGCUAUCUCAAACUUCUACGUCGUCCUUUAUCGAUUGUUCCAUCUCUUAUGGUACUAAGUUUAACAUGCGGCUUACUACUAUUCAUGCAAAAUUUAAGUACACCCCUCCCCAUCCCCCAAACCUGAGGCGUUUCUCUUUUGUAAGACGAAGAGAAACGAGAGAAAAAAAAAUACUCCAAAAAUCCAUUGAUGAUUUACAAAAAAGGUGUGACAGUCAAUAUUUUGGAUACAAAUGCAAAUUCAGGUGCCACUGCAAGGAAGACGAACCAUGCGAAAAACUGGUCGGACACUGCGAUUCUGGAUGUAAAGACGGAUACUGGGGACCUGGAUGUCAAUUAGAAAACAAAUGUUAUUACAAUGGCAAAAUCGACCAAUAUAUGGGAACGAAAUCAGUGACUGUGAAUCUCUACACUUGUCAGCGAUGGGAUUCACAACAUCCUCACAAACACACUUACAGACCUCACAGCUUCGUGGAUAAAAUUUAUCCGGAGAAUUAUUGUCGGACAACACCGGAUACGGAACGGAAUUGGUGCUACACAUCAGAUCGGAAAAUGAGAUGGGAUUACUGUAACGUUAAAGACUGUCGUUGUCCUCAAGGUCGAUUCGGCGAGAAUUGCGCCAAGGAAUGUCACUGUAAAGAGGCCGAUGAAGUGUGUGACAGCGUCCUGGGAAUGUGUAAAAGUGGUUGUGCAUUAGGUUGGACAAAUUACGAUUGUCAAACCGUGACUGAAGACAACACAGACAUCAUCGGUACUUUCAUUUGCCAUGUUUAUUUUUCAUCGUCAUAG